AUUGGUGGUAUAAAGGAUGUAGACUGUAUGGGUAUCGAAAAUGUUGUGAAUUUUGAAUGUGUUCAAAAAUUUAGAGGUGACAAUGAUGAAGGAAGUGGUUCUUGGAGUUACGAAGAGGCAUUCGAGUUGGCUGGUCACGGCAGAUACAAUUACCUAGUACUUGUAACAUGUUGUAUCAUAACAGUAGCCGUAGCGUUGGACAUGUUUGGUUUUGGGAUAGUAGUGGCUGCUGCCAGUUGUGAUUUGAAACUUACCAUUGGUCAAACGGGAUUGCUUGUUGGAUCGCCUUUUACUGGUCUCCUCUUUGCGUACUUCUGGGGUUAUUACGCAGACACUCGCGGUAGGCGACAAGCUUUACUCGUGUCUACUUCAGUUGGCUUUAUCUUUGGGGCUCUCACCAGCUUCGCUAUAUCAUGGGAAAUGAUGCUCGUAACCAAGAUCAUUUGCUCCAGCUUUUUGAUGGCAUCCCAAACAAUUAUUAUAACAUAUCUUGGAGAGAGCACUAGAAGCAAAAAUCGGAAUCAAUUUAUAUUCAUAAUGGUGUCCAUGAAUUUAGGAGCAGAAGUUAUAUCUUUUGGUCUGGCCUAUUUCAUUCUACCAUUAACAUUCGCCUAUCAAUUAUUCUCCUUGCCUAUAAUUUUCAAUUCCUGGAGGUUCUAUACCUUUUUAUUAGCAACUCCACUAGGAUUGGGAGCAUUAUUUUUAUGUUUCCUUUAUGAGAGUCCUAAAUUUUUGGCUGAAAAAAGUGGGGAAGAAGCAAUUAACGUUUUAAAGAAAAUAUUUGUUUUUAAUGGCGGCGAUGAAGUAAAUUUUCCGGUAAAAUCCCUCCACCUGUACUCAAACAUACAAAACAAAUCGUUCUGCAGUUCGUUCACUACUCAAGCGUCCCCUCUAUUCACUCCCCCCUUAUUGUGGAGGACCAUGCAAUUGUUCUUCUUACUGGCUUUGGUUUGUUCUAUAAAUAAUGCAUUUAUAAUGUGGUUUCCGACGAUGGUGGACAUAUUUUUCAAUUCAAUGUUUUCAGGAAAAGAGAUUGAAUUGUCUUUCUGUGAUAGCAUAAGAAAUGUUACGGAUUCUCAAAAGGUUGAGAAUGUUGAGAAAUUAUGCACUGGAGUAAUAUCUGGAGAAACUUUAUACUCCGGUGUGUUUGCGAGUUUAUUUUUCGCGGUAUUGAAUCUCGUGGUAGCCAAGUUUGCCAAGUGGCGUCGUCUGGUUUUGAUCACUUCUUUUUUUAUAUCUGCUAUUAGUUGUUUAGUGGUAGUUUUACAAAACGAACCGAUAGCUAGCGUGGUAUUUUUCACAUUAAUACAAAUAACGGCUAUUGGUCUGGGCAGUGUGUCCUCUUACUUCGUCGAUGUCUAUCCUACUACUUGCAGUGGUCUAGCAACUAGUCUAGGUUUCAUGUUCGCUCGCUUCGCUUCGCUAACGAGCGUGACUGUGAUCGGAGCGACCAUUGUUGGGAACUGCGAAACUAUGUUUUAUAUAUACGCAGCUUUGGGCGUUUCUGGCAUUGUCGUGGCUUUAUUACUGCCAUCUGAUCGUUCGAAGUAGAUAAUAUAUGUAUACAAAAAAUAGAUAUAAGUAAAUUA
Molecule: messenger RNA, 1589 nt
Organism: Colias croceus (clouded yellow)
Lineage: Eukaryota; Metazoa; Arthropoda; Insecta; Lepidoptera; Pieridae
Product: synaptic vesicle glycoprotein 2B-like
Exons: 12
Coding region: 28-1551 (507 amino acids)
Biological process (GO): transmembrane transport
Molecular function (GO): transmembrane transporter activity
Source: RefSeq, a predicted model, not a curated record